Molecule: messenger RNA, 2792 nt
Organism: Syngnathus acus (greater pipefish)
Lineage: Eukaryota; Metazoa; Chordata; Actinopteri; Syngnathiformes; Syngnathidae
Gene: slc9a7
Product: solute carrier family 9 member 7
Exons: 17
Coding region: 129-2165 (678 amino acids)
Biological process (GO): proton transmembrane transport; regulation of pH; sodium ion transport
Cellular component (GO): membrane; recycling endosome
Molecular function (GO): sodium:proton antiporter activity
Source: RefSeq, a predicted model, not a curated record
CAUCCGUACACGACUGCGAAGGAGCUGAGCGGCGUGUGGCAACGAGUCAAGCGGGGCUCUCGGUGCGUGCUUUCCCGCAUUAAUAUGGCGUGGAGGGCGGCGUGAGUGUGCAACAUCCUCCCAGCGCCAUGGCCGCAUUCCUCGCGACGACGACGAUGAUGAUGACGAUGAAUGUGAUGGCGGCAUCCGGGCAGGAGGACGCCGCCGCGUUGGAGGACCUUGCCACGGAGAAGGAAGCCGAGGAGAGCCACCGGCAGGACAGCGUCAAUCUGCUGACCUUCAUCCUGCUGCUCACCCUCACCAUCCUCACGAUAUGGCUCUUCAAGCACCGGCGCGUACGCUUCCUGCACGAAACCGGCCUGGCGAUGAUUUACGGCCUGCUGGUGGGCGUCAUCCUGCGUUACGGCAUCCCCGCCACCAGCUACCACAACAAGAGCCCCCCCAGCUGUGCGCUGACCAAAGGGCCCGCCAGCAGCAGUCUACUGCUCAACAUCAGCGGCAAGUUCUUUGAGUACACCCUCAAAGGCGAGAUCGAUUCCCGUGACAUUCACAACGUGGAGCAGAACGACAUGCUGCGCAAGGUUACCUUCGACCCGGAAGUCUUCUUCAACAUUUUGCUGCCUCCCAUUAUUUUCCACGCCGGCUACAGCCUGAAGAAGAAACAUUUCUUCAGGAAUCUGGGCUCCAUUCUCACCUACGCAUUCCUAGGCACGGCUGUAUCGUGUUUCGUGAUCGGGAAUUUGAUGUACGGCGUGGUCAAACUGAUGCAAGUGGUCGGCCAGCUGAGUGACAAGUUCUACUACACUGACUGUCUUUUCUUCGGGGCCAUCAUCUCAGCCACCGACCCAGUGACAGUGUUGGCCAUCUUCAACGAGCUGCACGCGGAUGGCGACCUGUACGCUCUGCUGUUCGGCGAGAGCGUCAUGAAUGAUGCCGUGGCCAUCGUGCUGUCCUCCUCCAUCAUGGCCUACCAGCCCCGAGGCGCCAACACGCACAUGUUCGACGCCUCGGCUUUCUUCAAGUCCGUUGGGGUUUUCCUGGGGAUUUUCAGCGGCUCCUUCAUGAUGGGUGCCGCCACGGGAGUGGUCACCGCUCUCGUGACCAAAUUUACCAAGCUGCACUGCUUCCCCCUGCUGGAGACGGCCCUCUUCUUCCUAAUGUCCUGGAGCACCUUCCUGUUGGCGGAGGCUUGCGGAUUCACAGGUGUGGUGUCUGUGCUUUUCUGCGGCAUCACUCAGGCACACUACACCUACAACAACCUCUCCGUGGAGUCCACCAAGCGUACAAAGCAGCUCUUCGAGGUCCUUCACUUCCUGGCUGAGAACUUUAUCUUCUCCUACAUGGGCUUGGCUCUGUUUACUUUCCAGAGCCACGUCUUCAGCCCUAUCUUCAUCACGGGUGCUUUUAUUGCCAUCUUCCUGGGACGAGCCUUAAACAUCUACCCGCUCUCCUUCCUGCUCAACCUGGGCCGCCGACACAAGAUUAAAGGAAACUUCCAGCACAUGAUGAUGUUUGCUGGACUGCGCGGGGCGAUGGCGUUCGCCUUGGCCAUCCGCGACACGGCGACCUACGCCCGACAGAUGAUCUUCACCACCACGCUGCUCAUCGUCUUCUUCACCGUGUGGGUCUUUGGAGGAGGGACCACGCCCAUGUUGUCUUGGCUGCACAUCAGGGUGGGAGUGGACCCAGAUCAAGACCCGCAACCUUGUGUCGACACCUUCCAGGUCCUACAAGGGGAUGUCCCCCAGGGUGAAGGACAGAACAAAACCAAACAGGAGAGCGCCUGGCUCUUCAGGAUGUGGUACACCUUUGAUCACAACUACUUGAAGCCCAUCCUGACGCACAGCGGCCCCCCGCUCGCUUCCACGCUGCCCGGCUACUGCGGACCCCUGGCCAGCUGCCUGACCAGCCCACGCGCCUACGAGAACCAGGAGCAGCUGAGAGACCCGGACGGCGACGACGGCGACCUGUCCUUCACGUUCGGCGACGCGGCCAUCGCCACCAACGGGCUGUCGGGUGACGGCGGAACGACCGGGUGGAACGCCAACGGAAAACGCAGCGGCAGCACGUCCGAGGAAGCUCUGGAGCGCGAGCUGGACUCCCGAGAGCAGGAACUGCUGAGCCGAGGCACCCGCUUGGUUUUCCCCAUCGAGGAUCACAUCUGAUAAGCACUCGAUGUUCUUCCGAGAUAUGUUUUAUUUUUGUCAAAUUAGGCCAAAUAUGACUUUGAACAUUAAUAACGUUGACCACAUUGUCUUAAAAAAAGAGAAAAACUCAAGAUGAAGCAAUUAUCAACAUUUCCUCCGCCGAGGAACUUGUUGCCAUCAUCCCUGUUGGAUUUCUCUGGAAUGUGAGUAGACAUCGGCCCAUGAUUUCGCAACGAUUAUCAUUAUCAACUUCAAAAUAUCGGACUAUGGGGCAGGGAAUGCAUUGCCCCUCCAGACGUCUCUAUUAGCGCACCACCAGCUGACGUGAGAUAACAAAAAAGCUUUGCCAUAAUGAAAAUUUGUCACAACGACCAGCUUUGUUAUGUCUUAUGACUGUUAACAUUUGCAGCUGUGUGUCUCCAGGCUUUUUGAGCCUUGGCGGAGGUCGAACAUCAAGCCUAAAAAAGCAUAAGGGCGCGGUUCUUUUUUUUUAGAUUUUUUUUUAGACUAUUGUAAUGAAUCAAAAAUAUCUGCAUGAAAUCCUGUUUGCUGGUUAAAUCCCCGCCCGCAGACCCAAAAUUUAGUUCAGCUUCUUUGGCACUUUAACAUCACCAGCCUUAUUAUUACUGACCGAUGAAGCAUUUU